CUUGGACGAAUUUUACCAUUUGUUUUGGGCAAGCAAAAUGGGGAAAACCGCCUCCUUCAACCUAUGUUACUUAGUCCCUUGCAGGAUGCGAGGCUAAAGCAUAUAAAGCAGAGGCUUGUAGUGCCAUUUGAUGGCACUUUUGUAGAGCAUCAAGAUGCACUUAGACAACUUUGGAGGUUAUCUUAUCCCGACAGAGAACUCCCAUCUCUCAAGUCGGAAGCUUGGAAAGAGAUGGGUUGGCAAGGAUUUGAUCCUUCAACAGAUUUCAGGGAUGAAGGAUUCAUAUCAUUGGAGAAUUUGAUCUUCUUUGCCAAGAAAUAUCCGGUCCGUAUUUUGUUGAGUUGUGCUUAUUCUCAUCUAUCUCAUCGGCUAUGGUGGACGUGCAUUGCAUGAAGACUAUUAUCUUCUUCUGUUUUUUAUAUUUUAGUCUUUGAGCGUUUUUAUUAGUAGACUCGUGUUUUGCUUUGUUAUUUUGGUUUUUGCAUUUUAUUGUGAAAGGACUUUUCUGUCCUUGUCAUCUAGAACUCGAGCUAAGGGUUUUUAUCUCUGUACUCAACACAUUUUUCAUUUAGAGCUAAGAACAUAUUGAGAAAAUG
Messenger RNA from Striga asiatica, 596 nucleotides. The record is from the annotation of a GenBank genome assembly. NCBI's taxonomy places the organism in Eukaryota, Viridiplantae, Streptophyta, Magnoliopsida, Lamiales, Orobanchaceae.